CAGACGCGCGCACCCCCCCUUCAAUUCCUGCGCAGGCGGCUGCGUUACUAGUGUCAUUCAUUUAUAUUGGGCUUUUGCAAAGGGGAGCAGCAGACAGCCCAAAUAGUUUGGUGUUUUUUGGAGACGGCAAGCAUACAAUUCGUCCUUUAGCUAAGAUGGCGUUGUGUGCGGUAUUUUCUGCAGGUAGAUUGAACACGAUCCCCUGCUAAAUUAAUGUGCGCGUAGCUUUGUGAAUGAUUCCAGAUGCGAUUCCAGGGGAUAAAAAAGCAGCGUGAAUAAGCAGGAAGGAUGAUUUCGCGUUGAUGCAUUUCAUGGAGACACUACGUUGUUCAUGUGAUCCCGUUUUUGCCCAUUUAACCAGGUGAAGAGUGUGCAUGCGAAUAGGUGCUGGACGCUGACACCAGGCCGCCGUCCGGCACGUUUAAUCGCGGAUAAAUGCCGCUCUUCCCAGCGCCGAGCAGAACCUUAUGGAAGCACAGCGGGCCGGACUUCACUGGGCCAUCCGCUUGGUAACUCCGAUUUCGGGCGCAGCGGCUGCUGCUCUUGCCCCCCGAAACGGAAACAUGGGGCGACAGAGUUACAAGCCAGGGAUGUGAUUUCCGGAGUGAACCGUGACUUUUUUUUUUUUUUUAACCUUUUCUGCAUGUAAAUGGAGCUGGGGAUUCUGUAGUCACACCGAAGGACGUAACUAUAUGUGGCGAUAAAAUGGAAGGAUGACCCCCCCCCUUCCCAAGCAAGGUCUCCCAGUGGAGGGGGCGACACUGAUGGACUGAUAAACGUAAACAGUACAUUCACCCAGAUACUCAUCUGGUACCCGCUUACUGAAGCCGGCGGGUAAAGGUACCCGUCCCCCGACCCGCAGACCCGCUCGCGAACGGCGGAUAUACGUGCGGCUCGGAGGCUCCCGCCGGCGCUUUGGGAUGGAUAAACUGACCAUUAUUUCAGGAUGCCUUUUUCUGGCGGCUGAUAUUUUUGCGAUUGCUAGUAUUGCGAACCCAGAUUGGAUCAACACGGGGGAGUCGGCGGGUGCCCUGACGGUGGGACUGGUUCGUCAGUGCCAGACCAUCCAUGGCCGUGACCGCACCUGCAUUCCCCCGCGGCUGCCCCCCGAAUGGGUCACCACGCUCUUCUUCAUCGUCAUGGGCAUCGUUUCGCUAACUGUCACCUGUGGCCUGUUGGUGGCGUCGCACUGGCACCGGGAGGCCACCAAGUACGCUCGCUGGAUUGCUUUCACGGGAAUGGUGCUCUUCUGCAUGGCGGCCCUGAUCUUCCCCAUCGGAUUCUACAUCAGCGAGGUGGGGGGGCAGCCUUACAAGCUGCCGAACAACACGGUGGUGGGCUCCUCGUACGUCCUCUUCGUGCUCUCCAUCUUCUUCACCAUCGUGGGACUGCUCUUCGCUGGGAAAGUCUGCCUGCCUGGCUGAUUGACUGUGUCUCUUUGCCGUCUGGCACCAGAGAGAGAUCGAAUCUGGCUGGAGCACGGGUGUGGAUUGGGGGGGCGGUUUGGGGGGAGAGUUUGCUGGUCACCCAGAAAUAACAAAUUAACGAGCCAAAUGCGGAUGAAGGACAUCUGGCUAUAAGCGUUCCUCCCUGUGCUUUUUUUAAAAGCCUGCACUCGCUUGUCAUGUGUCCCCGGGGGUUUGGCACGGCCCUGAAAGGGGCGCCGUCUCUGUGAAGGCCACCUCCACCACACUCCGUAAUGUCCCUUUAUUUUUUUUUUUGUCCGUUCACAGAGCUGUUAUGAAGCCUGGAGUCUCAAGAUCAGGUCCAACAGGAAUCGCUCUGGGUGUGGGGGGAGGUUUGGUCAGUGUUCUGGCCCCCGGGGAGGGGGGGGUAGGGCGUUGGAGAAUGCCAGGCACAUGCGACAGCGUAAGAGUAGUGGGCGUGGCUUUCAUAACCUCUGCUUCCCGAUUUCCCACCUCUUCUGGGUUCUUCCGUGGUGCAGCUGUUCUGGGGUCAGUGAAAGUACACAGGGUGCUACUCUGGGCUGGACUAUGUCGGCACUCAAACGUUCUAGGUUUUCCGGGCCUGAAAAGGAGAUCCGGCAGUGGACGUGAAUGGAACCGACAGCUUUGUGUAAAGGACUACGGGUCCAGUUUAAACGAGCAGGCUUAUUGAAAAUAAGCUCUCUAUACCGACUGGCCUGCUUCUAGUUCUCCAAAGCAAACGGACUCACCCUAACCCCCUCCCAGCUGUUGUAGGUGUAAUGGGGAAGUCUUUAAUCUCCUAUUUUUUUUUUUUGUUUGAUCAACAUGAAUACCUCUUUUCUUUUUUAAAAUCUCAAUAUAUCAUUGAUUUCAAAAUCCAGAGCCCUUUAUUUUUUUGUUAUUGAUUUGCUGUUGUGCCAUGACUUGUUUAAUAUUGUAAAGAGAACACCAGUUUCUGUAUAGCUGUGUUUUUGAGAAACCGUUGGGCAUUGACUUCUUGAAGCCGACUGCAGAAUCAGCACCGCAAACGCAUUUUAAAAGUUUACCUCAUUGUGAUUGAAACUUAUUUUCUUUUUCUUUUUUCUUUUUUCCCUCCUCAUGGUUGCUUAUUCUUUGACGAAUCCUCACACCACAGGAAGUUUGGGGGCAGUUCAAUGAGUUAUUUCUGUUCCGAGAGAUUAAAAGGACGUAAUUAAACUAAAUGAAUUUUCUCCUCACCGCAGCCGUUCUAUCACUUCUGCUUUGGCAAACGUCAGCUUCCCUUUAGCUUACAUGACACAGGGACAUGCAUACUUAACUAAUAAAUGCGUCCUUAAUUCGAAAUUAUUUUUUGUUGAUACAUUGUACGUAUGAAAGGUUUAACUUAACAUUAUUCUAUUCAAAAUUAUUUAUUUGCAUUUUAAACUGUAGACGAUUUUGGAAUCUUUUCCCCAUUCCUACAUGUUUGAUCGUUUUCAUUCAAGCAGUAACUCGAUAUGACGCCUUGUGAAAGUUCAAGAUCAAUUAUGUAAAUUGCGAAUGUUUCGGGGCAGCCUGUAUGAAUGUAAAAUAUUAUGUAAGCUUGAUACAUGUCGCAAACAUCCUUAUUCAUAGACUUCAGCUGAGCUAAAACCAGUUGGUAGAUUUUGGUUUCUUUGCAGGGAGAGCAAUUUGUGUCAUAGAUGUAGAAAAUCCUGCUUGGACCUUGACUUCACUAUAGCCUCCUUUCAGGGAAGAACAAACAAUAAUGUUUUUGCUUCUGAUGAGCCAGUUCUACAAAUGACAGUGUUUUCAUGCACAUGGCAAUUUUUUUUCUGCAUCCCUCAAUGAUAUUCAAAUCAAUGUUCGUUUUUUUUGUAGCUGAAUUGGAAACACGACAUUCUUAUACAGUACAGAUAGUAGCACAACUAGUUUGUUUCUGUGAAAAUGUAAGAAAGGCGUCUUAAGUAGCAGACCUGGUUAUUUUGUGGCGCUUAGGUAGUUAUAUAAUUUCUGUAAGUUAUUAUUUUUUAAAAUCUAGUACCUAAAAAACAUCAACUAUGCAAAAAUACAGCAAUGCAAAUUUUAUCAUUAAUGGAACUGUGAAGUCUUCAUACAGCAAUUGGUGCAUCUGGUAAAUUGCUCCCGUCACCACGUUACAAAAAGGCUUUAGGUCAGAACUGGCCCUUAAAUUCUCAUCUGAAACAUAAUCAUUUUCUCUCUUUAGCUUUGUUUUUUUCUUCUUCUUUGGUUUAUAUUGUUUUGUUCAGUGAAGCCACAUUCCAGUCCGUGAAGCCCCGAGUAUUUGGUGCAAGAAGGAUUUCGGUGUUUUGGCUUUGGUAGUGCUGCACUGCGACUGUGAGCGCGUACAUGCUGCACGGUCCCCUGUAUGCUGCACUGUGACUGUGAGCGCGUACAUGCUGCACGGCCCCCUGUAUGCUGCACUGUGACUGUGAGCGCGUACAUGCUGCACGGCCCCCUGUAUGCUGCACUGUGACUGUGAGCGCGUACAUGCUGCACUGUGACUGUGAGCACGUACAUGCUGCACGGCCCCCUGUAUGCUGCACUGUUUUCAGAAUGUUGUGGUUCACUUUGCACAAAGUGAAAGAAAACAAUCUUGUUUGGUUUCUAUUUACUGUGUUAUUGUUAAUUAUAUGUUCGCCAUAGAACUGAUUAUGUUACUUUAACAAAUAAACUAUUUAUUAAUUUAAGAAUCUUUUCUUAUGUUGGGUAAGACAAGUGUUGGAGACCGUCGUGUCUAUAUUGUAUGAAGACUCGCCUGUCAUGUCUAAUAAUGAUGGUCUAGAAUUAAACUACGGUAUUACUGCUCUCAUUGAACAAUUGUUAGACUAAUCAGGGAUCAGACCACCCGACGAAAAGUGAAAGGGUCGUCUCUACCAUGAGACGGAAAUGAAUCCACAAUGGGAAACAGCCACGGCCAGAUUUCUUUUGCUUCAUUUUCCUAAGCGCCAUCCCUCAUAACUGUUCCAUUUUGAAACUUGCGCGGCAAUAAAAUGGUUUAACAGGAAUAAUUAAGUGGCGUUGUAAGAAUUUGUUGUUGCUGUCAAAGACUAGCUUACCGUAUUAUACUGUAUUUGCUUUGCACUGUUAAUUAUUUUCAGCUCAAAAAAAUCAUGAAGCUAUUUAAGUUUAUUGGUAGUCACCAGUGAACGUUCUCAUAGCAUAGUUCGGACGAUUCAUAUAUUUUGCUUUCAAUCUGUUGCUUUGAUUUUCACCUACAAAUUAGUAAUAUUAUUGAAGUGGCAUUAAUACUGGGGGAGAAUUGCAUGUGAUUUUAACAGGGCUAAACUGUACGGAUUUCAUUUCACAAGAAUUGAGCAUUUUAUUUAAACUGCUGCUGUAGGACUUCGAAAGAAUAAAAAUGCUGCCAUUAGUAACAGUAAA
Messenger RNA from Paramormyrops kingsleyae, 4790 nucleotides. It is a transcript of the gene mosmoa, whose product is annotated as modulator of smoothened a. Gene Ontology annotation, cellular component: ciliary membrane; Golgi apparatus. Gene Ontology annotation, biological process: negative regulation of smoothened signaling pathway. NCBI's taxonomy places the organism in Eukaryota, Metazoa, Chordata, Actinopteri, Osteoglossiformes, Mormyridae. The record is from RefSeq and is a predicted model, not a curated record.